Molecule: messenger RNA, 1269 nt
Organism: Kuraishia capsulata CBS 1993
Lineage: Eukaryota; Fungi; Ascomycota; Pichiomycetes; Pichiales; Pichiaceae
Exons: 1
Coding region: 1-1269 (422 amino acids)
Molecular function (GO): dioxygenase activity
Source: RefSeq, a predicted model, not a curated record
AUGGCGCCUGUUCCUUCUGAAUUGUCAUAUGUGCCUGCCUCUUAUGAGGAGCUGAGCCCAUUCCAUGAGGCCCCCGUACUGGACCAAUCUACUAUCGAUAAAUAUCCAGUUGUACACCUAGAUGCUAUCGACCUGUCUCAAUACGUUGAGGGCCCUGAGGGGCUCCCAGCAAGGCAGAAACUUGCCGCACAACUGGAGGAGUCCAUCAGCACUUCAGGUUUCUUCAACCUCAUCAAUACUGGCUACGAUGCUGACAAAAUUGAGCGUUUGAAGACGAUUGCCAUCAAUUUGCUGAAUAUUCCACAAGAGGAGAAGAUGCAGUAUCUUGCAGGUGCAAUCACCAGUGAUGAUGAAGACAGAACCAAGUCGCUCGGUGGCGAGCGUGGUGCUGGAUUCAAGCCACGUGGUUACUGGAGCUUUGCCAAGGGUGUCAGAGACGCCAUUGAGCACUACAACUUCAGAAAUCUGCUUCACGAUGACAUUUUUCUCAGUCCUGAGGCAAUCUCUAAGCUUCCUGCGAUAGUGAGGCCAUACGUAACUGAGAUUCAGGCAUACUACCAGCACCUUCACUAUGAUGUUUUGAAGAAGAUCAGUGCGCUCAGCGAUAUCAUCUUGGAGCUUCCAGAGGGAACAUUGUACGAGAUGUUCGAGGUUAAGCAGAACGAUCUGCAGAACUCUGGAGGAGGUUUCGGAAGAUUCAUGCGCUACCACAAGAUGGAUCCUGAAGAUGAGGCUAAAGUGCAGAAGAACUGGUUAAGAGGUCAUUCGGAUUCAACCACGUUCACCAUGAUCACCUCGCAACCCAUUCUGUCACUUCAAAUCAGAGAUUACGACACGGGUGAAUGGAAGUUCGUCGCACACAGACCAAACUCGCUGGUCGUGAACAUUGGUGAUGCUCUUGAAUUUCUGACUGGUUCCUAUUUCAAGUCUUCCAUCCACAGAGUUGUUGCGCCUCCAGAGGAGCAAAAAGACUACACCCGCCUGGUGCUCAUCUACUUCCAGCAGCCAAAGGCUGGCACGAUUGUGGACCCUGAAACAUUGAACAGCCCCAAGCUCAACAGAUUGGGUCUCACAAAGCCUGCUGAAUGGGAGAAGAUCGAUUUCUUCACUUGGGAUGACAGCAAGGGAAGACUGUACGGCCAAAAGGCAGUAAAUGAUACAGAUGGUGACGAGCCUCUGUCGGUACUUUUGUACGGUCGUCUGCACGAGAGAUGGCACCAGCGUGACAAACAGGAGGAAGUUGGGGUGAUCCGUGACUACCAAGUCUAA